Drosophila biarmipes is the source of this 536-nucleotide messenger RNA. RefSeq lists its product as uncharacterized. Lineage: Eukaryota; Metazoa; Arthropoda; Insecta; Diptera; Drosophilidae. Gene Ontology annotation, molecular function: protein binding. Bases 123 to 446 code for a protein of 107 amino acids. The record is from RefSeq and is a predicted model, not a curated record. The transcript has 2 exons.
GUAUCCCAAAGGUUUCACUUCGAAAUUGUUUUCCAUUGGAGUAAGCCACAAGUAGCACACAGAAAAUAUAAAAAAACGUACUUGUGAAAAUAGAAAUACAUAAGUGGCAUUUUUGUAAAGGAAUGGCUAGUAUUACGUUCAAGAAUCGACCCACCCAGGUGCUGCACACCUACCAGGUCUGGCGCAUUGGUAGCAACGUGAACGACAAGAGCUUGGAUUACUGUCAUCCCGAUAAGUCGGUGGACAAGUUCCAUGCCAGUUUGACCCGCGGCGAGAAGGGUUUGUUCCUGGUCAACGAGAGUCGCCAUGGAAGUGUCUCCGUGAACGGAGAACGAGUUGGAGGUCCAGUACUGAUCACCUAUCGGGAUGCCAUCAACGGCAUCGUCAAGCUGCGCUUUGGCCGUGUCGAGGGAUAUCUCCGCGUAUCGGGCAGCAUUACUGGCUAGUCUCUUUGGAUAGAUCAGUUUUUUAAAUCGUUUGUUCUUCUUUGUACCGAAAUGUGCAUUGCGAUUAUAAAAGCCAAUAUUACAAUGCAA